Molecule: messenger RNA, 566 nt
Organism: Apis laboriosa (Himalayan honeybee)
Lineage: Eukaryota; Metazoa; Arthropoda; Insecta; Hymenoptera; Apidae
Exons: 2
Coding region: 252-566 (104 amino acids)
Source: RefSeq, a predicted model, not a curated record
AAACGCUACGAUCUUUGUCUUUCCGUGAUUUACCACGGCGAAUGUCUCGAGUGACUUUCAUUUAACGAGACAUAUAUAUUGUAUAGAAUUAUAAUAAUAACUUUCGAUAUUGUAAUUUUCUUAAAUGAGGAAGAUGAUGAAGAAACUUGAUUUACGAAGAAUUUUAUUCAUGGAAAUUUUAUAUGAGGGAGUGAAAAGUGAAGAAAAAGUGCAGGAAGAGUUUAAAAUACGCACAUGUGAUAUAAAUACGUAUGACAGAAUCAAUUGAACGAGAUGAUGUGAACAUUAAUAAACAAAACCAUCAAAAAUAUAACAUGGGGGACGAAAUAUCAAUAUUUUUAGUAGUGUUCCUUGCAAUUGGUGGUAUAAUAAUGAUGAGCGCAUUGUUGGCCUGCUACGCCUGUAUCUUCCGUGAUCUGUGUUGUAGAGAGGAUAGAUCAAAAAGAAGACGACCUCAAAGUCCUCACCAUGAACCCGAUGAUCCUAACAGACCCAGAUUGGAUGCAAUACUUUUAAACGAUAUUACACAAGGAGAAAGUAUGCCUACUGAAUCUGAGAAAGUUUAA